AUGACUGAAAUCGAAGAAAUAUUGUCUCCUUUGCGUGCUGAAGUCCAGGCCCAAGGGGAUAUAGUUCGGCAAUUGAAAGCUAACAAGGCCCCAGAUGGGGAAAUUAAAAGAGCCGUCACUGUGUUAAAAGCUAAAAAGCGUGCAUUGGAUGAGAAGGAAAUCGAACUCAGAUCAAAAGACGAUAAUUUUGACCGUUCAAAAUUAGAAGACCUGCUGAAACAGAAGUUCUUCUAUGACCAGUCCUUUUCUAUUUAUGGCGGUGUUCAGGGUCUCUACGAUUACGGGCCGACAGGCUGUGCCAUCAAGGCAAACAUUCUUUCCGCGUGGCGUCAAUUCUUUGUGCUAGAAGAGCAGCUGCUUGAAGUCGAUUGCUCUGUCCUGACGCCAGAAAAUGUCCUUAAGGCUUCUGGCCACGUCGAUCGUUUCACUGACUACAUGGUCAAAGACGUUAUAAACGGGGAGUGUUUCCGCGUCGACCACCUGAUCGAGGCAUUUCUAGAGACCAAACUGGCUGCAAAGGAUACAAAACCCGAGGAGAAAGUAGAAAUUAACCGCACUUUGGCUCAGUUGGACAAUUAUGGUGCCAAGGAAUUCGCCACAAUUAUAGAAAAAUAUAAUAUAAAAUCACCGAACACCAAAAAUGACCUCACCCCUCCACAGCAAUUCAAUUUGAUGUUCUCUACUUUGAUCGGGCCAACUGGCCAGUGCCAGGGUUUUCUCCGACCCGAGACCGCUCAGGGUAUCUUCGUGAACUUCCAGCGCUUGCUGCAGUUCAAUCAAAGUCGCCUUCCUUUCGGCGCUGCCCAAAUCGGCACCGCUUUCCGAAAUGAGAUCAGCCCCCGAGCCGGUAUCAUCCGUGUUCGUGAAUUCGCAAUGGCUGAGAUUGAAUACUUUGUUGAUCCGAACGAAAAACACCAUCCUAAAUUCGCCCAGUACGCAGACCUUCCUCUCAACUUGCUAACCGCAUGUGAUCAGAUGGACGGCAAAUCUGCCCGUAAAGUUACCCUCGGCGAGGCUGUUUCUCAG
Molecule: messenger RNA, 1026 nt
Organism: Dibothriocephalus latus
Lineage: Eukaryota; Metazoa; Platyhelminthes; Cestoda; Diphyllobothriidea; Diphyllobothriidae
Source: the annotation of a GenBank genome assembly